AAAUAUGUUUUUUUAUAAAUGUAUUUUUUUAAUAAAAUACAAUACAAAAAUCAACUAAUAAACAUAAAACUGUUCAUUUAUCGCUACUACUUAAGUUACUUAUUUAAUGGGACCUUUUGAUGUCUUUUUUUAGUUUUAACCCAUGUACUGUUUUGUGCUAAUAAUCAGUUUGAAUCAAAGGCGCAAUUGAAAUGUUAAAAGUCAAGGUAAUUAGUGUGCUAAGGGUUACUUUUCUUUCAUGCACAUGCAAAAUAUACAUAUAAAAUAUAAUAUGCACAUACAUACACACAUAAUUAUUAGUUUUUAGACAUCUAAAUAAAAAAAUGUAUCAAAUGUGCUAUAUUUAUUAUGCUUUUCUGGAGCAGGACGCCACUCAUUCUGCUAAAUAUCUCCUUUUCUCUUUCACAGAGUUAUACUGGUUUGAAUGACAUGACAACAGAGCUGUUAUUUGUGGUUAAACUAUACCUGUAAAGUGAGGUAAGGUUGUAAUCCACAUGUAUUACAAACUGACCCUUGACCUUCGGAGAAACCUCCUUCAGUCCUCAGAGCCCAUAUAAUCUGUGUAAGGUUAUUAUACUAAAGAUGCUUUCUUGUUGCUUAUUUAACACGUGUGAUAUAAGAAUGAUGCUCCUGCAUGUUUGUCAGUGUCUUUAUGCGUGUGUGAUUGGAUUAGUUGUGCAUUUUCAUUACUUCUGCAAGACGGAGACGCUAAUCUCGUGGAUGGGAACGAACGGCUAGCGGUGGGCGGAGUCACAGCUUACAAAUACUGUCCCUUAAAGCCAGCGUCCACUCCCUCUUUAACCCAGCACGGCGACGGACGGCUUCAGCAGACAGAAUGAGUCCCAAACACGUCGUCUACAAGAAACUCUCCCGAGACAAAUCUGUGGGCGUGUACAUGGGGAAGCGGGAUUUCGUGGAUCACUGUGACUUUGUUGAUCCUGUCGAUGGAGUCGUGCUGAUCGACCCCGAGCAGGUGAAAGGGAAGAAAGUCUACGUCAUGCUGUCCUGCACGUUCCGGUACGGCCGGGACGACAUGGACGUGAUGGGAAUGGCCUUUCGCAGGGAUAUCUUCCUGUGCACCCGCCAGGUCUACCCCCCUCUGCAGGACAAGGAGCGCAGCGUUCACACGAAAGUACAGGAGAAGAUCCUGCGCAAACUCGGAGACAGCGCCUACCCCUUCUUCUUCGAGUUCCCAGAUAACCUGCCGUGUUCGGUGUGUCUGCAGCCGGCUCCCACAGACGUGGGAAAGCGUUGCGCCGUGGAGUUCGAGGUGAAGGCGUUCUGCGCAGAAGAUCAAGAUGAAAAAGCUCAAAAGAGGAGUUCGGUCCGGCUGGCCAUCAGAAAGAUCCAGUACGCUCCGGAUAAAAGCAGCGCUGCUCCUUCGGCCGAAACCACCUGUGAAUUCAUCAUGUCUGAUAAACCCCUGCACAUGCGUGUCAGCCUGGAGAAAGAGACGUAUUAUCACGGAGAGGAGAUCAACAUCAGCGUGGACAUCGACAACAGCUCCAACAGGAACGUGAAGGACCUGUCGGUCUCCGUGGAGCAGGUCACGAAUGUGGUGCUUUACUCAAACGACAAGUACAUCAAGACUGUGGCCUAUGAGGAAACCAUGGACACCGUGCCGUCUGGUACGAGUCUGAAGAAGUCUUACACCCUCUGUCCUCUACUGAACAACAACCGCGAGAGACUGGGCCUCGCUCUGGAUGGAAAGCUAAAGCAUGAGGACACCAACCUGGCCUCCUCCAGCAUUGUAAAGGACGAGGUGCUGAAGGAGAUUCUGGGUAUGUUGGUGGCGUACAGGGUGGUGGUGAAGUGUAACGCAGCCGGCAUGAUUGGAUCCAGUGAGGUUGCUGUGGAGGUUCCUUUCAAACUCAUGCAUCCCAAACCUGAUCCAGAGAGUGAAGACACGACUGACCUGGUGUUCGAGGAGUUCAAACGCUCCUAUCUGAAAGGAAUCAUCGGCGACGAUGACGAAUCUCCGGCUGAGCCUUGAGGGCCUUCUCCAUGAGUGUUUUAUGCAUGUAAAGAUUCGGGAGCAUUUAUUGCAUGCACAUUGAGAUUGUGUGAUGCUAGAAAAAGCCAGGUGAGAAAAACAGUCGGCCAAAUCAGCGUUUAUGCAUAUAAUUUUGUAUGUUGUAGUGAACCCGAUCAUGUCUGCUAAAUAUUUGCAUUAAGAUGCAUAAGAACAAUCAUUAUUCCAAAUGCGAACUUAGACUUUUUAAGAUGCUAAAAUUGUAAAUCAGUAAGGACGGACUGAUUUUAUUUGCCACAAAUGGAUGUAUCGCUCAGUAAAUUAGAGGCAGCUUCUGUUGUCAUUUGCUCUGUAAAUGCUUUUAAAUAAAACCCUUUGUGACUUUA
This is a messenger RNA of Puntigrus tetrazona (Sumatra barb), 2358 nucleotides long. Its product is annotated as S-arrestin-like. Gene Ontology annotation, molecular function: G protein-coupled receptor binding. Gene Ontology annotation, cellular component: photoreceptor outer segment; photoreceptor inner segment. The record is from RefSeq and is a predicted model, not a curated record. The transcript has 16 exons. NCBI's taxonomy places the organism in Eukaryota, Metazoa, Chordata, Actinopteri, Cypriniformes, Cyprinidae. Bases 836 to 1993 code for a protein of 385 amino acids. Gene Ontology annotation, biological process: signal transduction; G protein-coupled receptor internalization.